AUGAGCGACGCGUCCGUUCUAGCGCCGUUGCCUUUCGUGCUCAGCUACUGCUCGCUGUCGGAGCUGCAGCGCCUAUCCCAGAUAUCUCACGACGUGUCCAGCAUCUGCGAGCUAGAGUGGCGUCUGCGCACCAUCAAACGCUUCGGAGAGUUGCGCUUCGCCACUUGCCAAUGGCGGCGCUGCUUCUUACUGCGCUCACAGUUCCGUCGCAAGGCGGUGGAUGAGGUCACAGCCCGCAUUUACCUUAUGAAUAAUCGGGGGGAAACACGUUUCUUUCCUAUUGAGAGAGGCACACCGCUCAUGUGCUCCAAGGAGAGAGCGGUGGUAUACAACCGCUGUAAGCGAAUGUUCGACCUCUCAUUAAGAAUAAACCGCUCGAUCCAGGAGAUCUCGACUUUAAUCGGCAUGGUGUCUGUAGACGAAGCCAGAGGCCUCUUAAGUGAACACAUCAGUCUCAUGACGUCCGUUGCAGCCCUGCGAGGCUCGCUUAACUUCGAGAGCGAGUUGUUCCAGAUCUUCCCAGCCCCAGUAUUACUCGAUACAAACUCGUUAUUAAGAGUAACCCACAAAUUUCACGACGAAGAAGACGCCGACUUUCUACAGUCAUCUCUGAUGAUGAUGCAAGUCUGGGCUUCAAUUGACGGAGUUAUCUACCGUCCACUAGCGCCUCCAGCUACAAUCCAAGAGACCCCAGAUCGAGUCCAACUAGCUGGAGAAAGUAUAGAGGAGAUGGCUACAUAUUCAUCUUUAAAACUCCACGAGCUGUCCGGGAUGACAAUAAGUAUUGACGACAAUACGCUGAGAUACAGACUGCAACGAGACGAACUGUGCGUCAACGCGUUAGUCAGCAACACGUACUUGUUGUAUCUAUUCAACCCGCUGCAAUAUCGACCAUUGGAUUGGACUUUUGACGCCAUGGUACAAGUUGGUGAUGCGAGAUAUGUACUACCAGUCCAGAGAGAAGGGGUGUUCCUGAAUACCUCGUCGUACGCGUUACGAGUGUUUCUUUCCUAUGAAAGUGAUCCGUUAGAGAUCCCGUAUGACGGACAACGUGAAGUCUUUGGGUUCCACUUGACAGCGACCAACCGGAUCUCGAAGAAAACGUACGUCAUUGCGUCUAAAGCGACGUGUUUGUCGCUAUCACCAUCGACAAACACUGAAGCCAACUCGACGUCAUUGGAACGACAUGUGCAUCUCCCGUUCGAUGCUAUGAUCUGCUAUUGCUUCGCUCCUACUUGUCGUCUGCAAUAUGUAGAAUUCGCUAUUGGAUUCGAACCGUUGAUGCAUCUUCUUGGCGUCACGGAUUUCCUCCCUGAUACUGUCGCUGCCUACUAG
This is a messenger RNA of Phytophthora infestans T30-4, 1335 nucleotides long. RefSeq lists its product as uncharacterized. The transcript is spliced from 3 exons. The coding region runs from base 1 to 1335 and encodes 444 amino acids. The record is from RefSeq and is a predicted model, not a curated record. Lineage: Eukaryota; Oomycota; Peronosporomycetes; Peronosporales; Peronosporaceae.